Molecule: messenger RNA, 3038 nt
Organism: Gracilinanus agilis (Agile Gracile Mouse Opossum)
Lineage: Eukaryota; Metazoa; Chordata; Mammalia; Didelphimorphia; Didelphidae
Gene: LCMT2
Product: leucine carboxyl methyltransferase 2
Exons: 1
Coding region: 1-2061 (686 amino acids)
Biological process (GO): wybutosine biosynthetic process; tRNA methylation
Molecular function (GO): protein binding; tRNA methyltransferase activity
Source: RefSeq, a predicted model, not a curated record
AUGGGCCCACGCGGGCGCCGGGCUGGGGCGGUCCAGAGUACGAACGACAGCAGCUCCCUGAGCAAGUGCUCCCUGGCAGCGCACGGCUACGUGCGCGAUCCCUUCGCGGCGCUACUGGUCUCGGGCGCUCCGCGGCGUGCGCCACUCAUCCACCGCGGCUACUACGUGCGCGCGCGAGCCGUGAGGCACUGUGUGCAUGCCUUCCUGGAGCGCGCUACCUCAGAGGGUAGCGCACCGGACCGGCAGAUUCUAUCGCUGGGUGCAGGCUCUGACUCUCUGUAUUUCCGUCUCAAAGUGGCUGGCCGCCUGGCCCAGGCCGCCAUGUGGGAAGUGGACUUCCCAGACGUGGCUGAGCGUAAGGCGGCGAGGAUCCGCGCCACGCCGGAGCUAGCUGCCUUAGCCGGACCACCCCUGAGCGCAGUUGAAUCUGGUCCUGGUUCGGCGCUUCACUUCGCCAGUCAAGACUAUCGCCUCCUAGGCUGCGAUCUGCGCAACCUGCCGGCGCUGCGCGACGCCCUCGAGGCGACCGGGCUGGACACGGCGGCACCCACGCUACUGCUGGCCGAGGCCGUGCUCACCUACCUGGAGGCGAGUAAUGCCGCCGCUCUGCUGGCGUGGGCCGCUGGCUACUUCGCGGACGCGCUCUUCGUGCUCUACGAACAGAUAGGGCCCCACGACCCCUUCGGCCAGGUCAUGCAGCUGCACUUCCAGCGGCUGAACUCGCCCUUGCACGGGUUGGACAGCUUCCCCGACGUGGCAGCCCAGCGGCGGCGCUUUCUCAACGCUGGUUGGCAGGCCUGCAGCGCCGUUGACAUGAACGAGUUUUACCGCGGCUUUCUUUCUGCUGAGGAGCGCAGGCGCGUGGAGACACUUGAACCCUUUGACGAGUUUGAGGAGUGGCACUUGAAGUGCUCCCAUUAUUUCAUCCUGGCUGCUUCCACUGUGGCCGCCGCUGGCUUGGCCCAGACCCUAUUGCUUCCACCUGGGGAGGCGCUUCCUCGAGUGGAGCCAGCCCCUCCUGUUGGUGUCUUGUCCGCUAGAAUAUUAGAAGAGUAUGAAGGCUUCGACUUGAAGCGAUUUGGCCAUGCCACAGUCCUUCUGGGUUCCAAUGUUAUCCUCAGCACUGGGGGCUUUGGGGAACAGGAGGGGCGACAUUCAAGGAUGAGUAAAUGUCAUAUGUUGUUAAGGCCAAAGGGCUCUAGGUGGAAUGCAAGUUCGGGCUGUGGGACUGGAACCCAAUGGGAUGGACGCCUCUUUCACACUAUGACUUCCUUCUCUGAGACUCUAGUUCUUGUGCUGGGUGGGAGGCUGUCCCCAAUGACACCAGCUUUGGGGAUGUAUUGGCUCAGCUGCCCCUACCCAGCAGGAAAGGAUGCUGACAAUCCGAAGGUGACAAUCACAGAGGUUGGCCCAGAAGCAGAAUUCCCCUCCCCACGGUGGCGACAUUCAGCAGCCAAAGUCCUUUGCCAAAGGCAGAAAUAUUUGUUUGUCUAUGGAGGACGAAAUGGGAAGGAUCCUGUGUUAGGGGACUGGCAUUUUCUACACAUGGACACAAUGACCUGGGUCAGUUUACCAGUUGAAGGGCCAGAACCUGAUGCUCGACACUCUCAUAGUGCUUGCAGUUGGAAGGAAGGAGCCCUCAUUGUAGGAGGUCUGAGUGUUUCAGAGGAACCUCUGGACUCUGUAUACUUUCUGAAACCAGUCUCUAAUGGAUUCUGUUGGGAAAGGUUAGAGGUCCAGCCACCCAUCACCCCAAGGUAUUCUCACACAGCCCAUGUAUUUGAUGGAAAACUGCUGCUGGUGGGAGGGGUCUGGAUCCAUUCCUCCUCUGUUCCCGGAGUGACAGUGAUUGAUUUGACCACGAGACUGAGUUCUGAGUACCGUAUUGACACAACCUAUGUUCCAUGGCCUCUAAUGCUUCACAACCAUACCAGCAUCUUGCUACCAGAAGAGCAACAAUUGCUCCUUCUUGGAGGGGGUGGGAACUGUUUUUCAUUUGGUACCCACUUUAAUCCCCAUCCUGUCACUUUGGACAUUACUUCUUUGAGAUCUAGGCAAUGACUGCUGCUGUUCAUGUAGUAAGUUGGUUGAGUUUGGGUGAAGAGUGCCCAGAUUUAGGAACCUAAUCUUUCUCCAUCUUCAAAAAUAGUGAAUGGAGAUUUUUCUCUUGAGAGAAAAUUUUUGUGCAGAAAAUCACAGAUAGGGCAAUUAAAUUAUAACAACAGUUGAGGUCAUGAACAUAUGUGAACAUAACUGGGGUUGUAAUUAGAUACUGGAACCACACACCAGUCAGUGGCUUAAGAGCUGGGACUUCUAGUCCCCAUAUAAAGUAACCAGUUCAACAAUCUUAAUUUUUCAUCUUUUCCCAAGUCUGCCUCAAUUUAUCCAUCUUUCUAGUUGCACUGACCUUUGGACUUAAUAAAGUUCUGACUCAUUUAUAAAGUGAGUAAUAUUUGUAUCAUCCAAGUUGUGACAAAAUGUACUGGUGAAAUAUUUUGAGUUUUCUAUAGAUAUAGUCCUGAGUAUAGUGUUACUUAUAUUUGAAGGAAGUCGGUAAUGUCCAAUUCAGUUCUAAAAUUAAUGGAGCCCUAAAAUUAAUUCAUAGCUAGUAUCUUCAAGAAACCAUACCACUAUGAAGCACAAACAGAAGCACAAAAGAACACUGAGACAUCUUAAAUAAGAACAGGGGAGGAAUUCUCAAGAAAACUUGUAAAUCUUCCCAUGUUUUACCAGUUGUGUUUGUCAGUAUAUAAUAAGUUUGGGUUACAAAUUUCCAGUUAGCUUGUUUGUUUAAGUUGGAUUUUUGUUUUUGUUAAAAUUAACUUAUCAAUUUACUUUGUAUGAAUUUAUAAUUUGUCCCUCUCUCCAAAUAUAAAUCAGAACCCUCAUCUUAAAUAUAAUAUAGCAAAAACAAAUCUUCAUUUUCUCCAUCCCCCAAAAUAUGUUUCUCUCUUUUAACAUUUUAAGUUCAUUACCUCUGGCAGGAGGUGGGUUUGCUGUGUCAUCUUUAAUCUCCUGAGCUCAUGGUUUAUUACUGC